CAGUCAACCAACAAUGUAGACGAAACGAGAAACUUUAACCGUUUUUACGAGCAGGUUUUGCGUGGAUAUAUUCGUGUAACAGUCGAUUUGGUCAUGUUGGAGUAGUUACACACGGAUAUUCCUUAAAAGGUAGUUUACGAGGCUGCGUUAUUUUUUUUUUUUUUAAUAAAAAAAAAAAAGAAAAAGUUUUGCAGGCUUAGCUGGAAUCACAAAAGAACUUAGCUGGGUGUUAGCUAAGCAUUAAGAGAGCUAGCAUUAACGGCACGGAUAUCUCCAGAGAUACAGCAGAUUUGUAUGGAAACGGCUUAGGAGUCGAUAGUUGAAGGAACCCUGGAGUUAAAAACCUGGAAAGUUUAGAGUUUUGGUUAACAAAGUGACAGAAAUACUCGGCUCUCUUCCUCCUCCUCUUCCUCCUUGUUGUGAGCUCGUGAGCUCGGGAUGUCGUCUCGCGGCGGUUUACAGCCUCUCCGAGCUACAGUUCCCUUUCAACUACACAACAACAGCACCAGCACCACCAGCACCACCAAAACCCCAGCGCAGAGAUGGAGAGAGGCCAAACCGGUUGAAUCCAAGACAAAGUCUCGUCCCCCGAAGCCGACUCUGAGACGGACACUUUCCUUGGACACGCUAGUGGGGCCGUACCUGCAGGGCCAGUGGCCCAAACAGCCAGAGAGCCAGACUGUAACCUGUGUCAAUGACAAAGCCACGCAGACUCCCAGUUCGUGGACUGAGGAAACACGGGGGAGAAGAGGUGGAGUGGGGCACAAGCGCUCGGCAUCAUGGGGCAGCGCUGAGCACCUCAGAGAGGUUGCUAAGCUGAGGCACUCGCUACAGAAGCGCUCCAGACAUGCACCUCCUCCCGCUGGCUAUGAGCGCCUUCAUCAGCCCUCGCCUACUAUCCAUACACACAUGCCUGGAGCCACACAGACCAUCCCUCUGUUGCCACUAAGCAGGCUGGCUCCCAGACUACGGCGCAGUGUAGAGGGGCUUAACCUGGAGCUGGAGGGGGUCUUUGUGUCUGAAACAGCAGAGGAACAGCACAAGAUUCUGGAUGUGCCAGAUGGUCACAGAGCACCUGUUCCAGUGCAGAGGUGCAGCAGCGGCUCUCAGAGUGACCUUUCCCCUGGUCUCCUCUCCCCCUCACAGUCACCCUGCCCUAUAGAAGAGUCCGGUAUGGUAGUGUGUGGGCCACUGGAUCCCUCUCUUUCGCCUCCUUUACAUGUGAUUGACGCAUCAUCCUCAUCCCCCCUCCCCAACAAGACCUACGCCUUCCAGAGAGAGCCUCCAGAAGGCUGUGAGAGAGUGCGUGUGUGUGAGGAAGCCUUUUCUCCAUGCCAUGCUCAGCCUUCCUGCCCCGACCCAAACAAAGUGAACUUCACUCCUCACGGAGGCUCUGCCUUCUGUCCUGUCAGUAUUCUUAAGCCACUUCUCCCCUCCAUGGACCUGCUGUUUCGAGGCCUGUCAGUCUCACCUGUGACUGGCUGCUCGGGCCAAAACCCUGCGCCCUGUCUGUCAACAGCACAUCCAGUGAGUGGAUACCUGAGUGGGCCCCUCCCAGACUCUACCACCUCCUCCAUUUAAAAAGAUGUUGGAUACGAGAUGGCAACAAGGAGGAAGUGGUAAACAAAAGAGCAAUGGACUGAGGUUUUGUGCCAUCUCAUCAUAGAACUGACCAAGUAAUGGCUUACCAGUAGUCGUAGCAAGCACUAAGUGUUUUAGACUUAAUCAGGAGAUAUGCGAGAACAAGGAAAAACAAACUCUUACCAAAGUACAGUAGGAAAAGCUCCGUCACGCUCAGGACAAACCUUCAGAUUUCAUUUGUGAACAUACACUCAAACCACAUAGGAAAUUAAUGCUGAAUAUUCUCGGUUCUAUCUUGGUUGAAAUAAUGGCUCGUUCCCUUAAGCUGCUUUUAAUAAGGCUUAGUGGAUUUUGAACCUCCACUUACGGAGCAUACAGAGACUCCUAGUGAUGACAACCUUGAUUCAAAGGAAAAGACAUUGUGUCUCACAUACUGACUUUUCUAAUACAGACAUUCAUUUUGCUCCACUUGGCCCUCCCUGUACUUGACUGUGGAGUAGACAACUGACAAGAUCCCCCCAAAAUGGGUUCAUUUACUUCAGUCCACUAAAUUUGUUUUACACCACAGAGCCGACAAUCCUAUUAUUUAUUAUUCCAAGUCACCCUUGAGCUUUUUAGCUUCACAGUUAUUACUUAGCAUUGAAGUACAAUACAAAUUAUAUGCGUGCCCUCUUGUUUAAUUGGCCAAAUAACAAACUGUCAAAUGUCAUAAACCUGUAUGGAGUUGAACAGUUAGGUUUACUUUACUAAAUGAUGUUGAAAUCUCUUGAUUGAGCAUUCGCGAUGAUUUAUGAGCAAUUUUUUUUUUUUUAAACAUAAGUAUACAAUGUCAUCUUUGAUACUAUCCAGAAAGAGCUGACAUACAUGGAUUUGAAUAAAAACAAUUCUGUAUAGUAUUCAUCUGAACAAACGAAAUACUUUCAUUCAAAAUGGAAAGUAGAAAAAGGCACUGAUUUCUUGCAUAAUACCUUGUAUUUUUUUUUUUUAAACUGUAUUUUUGAUAUUCAGAAAGAAUAUUUUCUUCGGUUUGUCUAUUUUCCAUGUAUGAAAAAGACUUAACUCUUGUGCAUUUAUCAAGAUAAAUAUCUACAUUAGAAUGUAGCAAGUACAAGCGUGUUUGUAUUAUAGCACUAAACACAGUCAGUGGGAAUUCAGCUCUGUGUUCAUUACACAGUAUGUUGGAGUUGUUGGUUUUUGGUUUUUUGUGUUUUGUUUUCUUGGAUUUCUUUUUAACUCACAUGUACCUGCUCACUCUGAUUUAUAGAAAGCUUUAGAAAGUAGAAAGUGUGCUGGUGGUUUCUAAUUUAGUAUUAGAUAUACCACUAAACCUUUAUGGAAUAAUUUAAUUUCAUCGCACAGCAGUAUUUGUGUUGUGUGUGUGUGAGAGAAAGAGUGUGAGAGAGAGAGAGAGAGAGUGUGUGUGUGUGUGUGUGAGAGAGAGAGAGAGAGUGUGAGAGAGAGUGUGUGUGAGUUUCACACAAAGUAGCAGUGCAGACUUCUUUGCACUUUGCACUGUUUUGUUUUAUACAGCCGUAGUGCCAUUGUGUAGCUAGAACUUGUUACAGCAUCCCAGAUUCUCAGGGUAGUUUUGUUCGGAUUUGGUUCAGUUGAAUUUCAGUUCAGACGAUAUUCUGGGUAAAGUCAGUUCCCUGUUUUUGAAAAUGUAAAUGAAUGGUUUAUCAGGGUGUUGUUUUGUUCAUAGUGUUCCUUUGCAUCUUUAUUUUUUGUUCACUGAAAAAGGUGCUUUGUAAAAUUGCCUCUUAAGUUUACAUCCCCCCCCCUUUAUUUGUUAUUAUUUGUGACAUGCAGUAAAUCAACAAUGUCUUUUCUUUUCUGAUUGGACUGCUGCAAAAAAUGUUUGCUUGUAGUAUUUUCAGUUUAUGCAGUUUUUGGAUGACAUAAAAGAGUUUUAAAAAUUA
Ictalurus furcatus (blue catfish) is the source of this 3500-nucleotide messenger RNA. It is a transcript of the gene fam117aa, whose product is annotated as family with sequence similarity 117 member Aa. The transcript has 8 exons. NCBI's taxonomy places the organism in Eukaryota, Metazoa, Chordata, Actinopteri, Siluriformes, Ictaluridae. The coding region runs from base 439 to 1581 and encodes 380 amino acids. The record is from RefSeq and is a predicted model, not a curated record.